This is a messenger RNA of Cebus imitator (Panamanian white-faced capuchin), 3969 nucleotides long. RefSeq names its product actin binding LIM protein 1 (gene ABLIM1). NCBI's taxonomy places the organism in Eukaryota, Metazoa, Chordata, Mammalia, Primates, Cebidae. Gene Ontology annotation, biological process: cytoskeleton organization; cilium assembly; lamellipodium assembly. The coding region runs from base 109 to 2571 and encodes 820 amino acids. The transcript is spliced from 24 exons. The record is from RefSeq and is a predicted model, not a curated record. Gene Ontology annotation, molecular function: actin filament binding. Gene Ontology annotation, cellular component: actin cytoskeleton; stress fiber.
UGAGAAAAGGAGACAGUAAGGAGCCAGGGGAACGGAGAGAAUUGUGGGGAAACUCCGCUCCUUGAGCUCCUGCUGCCUAUUUUUCAUUUCUUGGGAAUCCAUGCCAAGAUGCCUUCCUUCCUUGGCCUAAAGUGUCUGGGGAAAUUGUGCAGCUCUGAGAAAAGCAAAGUCACCUCAUCUGAGAGAACCAGUGCCAGGGGCUCGAACAGAAAGAGACUGAUUGUUGAAGACUGGAGGGUAUCUGGGACCUCCUUCCCCACUCACAGGCGUGCCACUGUCACUCAGUUGCUAUAUCUCUGUCCCGAGGACUACUGCCCACAUGGGCACAUAUGUAACAGCGUUGAUCCUUUUGUGGCCCACCCUCAGGACCCUCACCACCCAUCGGAGAAGCCUGUCAUUCACUGCCAUAAAUGUGGGGAGCCUUGCAAGGGUGAAGUGCUUCGGGUCCAGACCAAACAUUUCCACAUCAAGUGUUUCACCUGCAAAGUGUGUGGCUGUGACCUGGCACAAGGGGGCUUCUUCAUAAAGAACGGAGAGUAUCUCUGCACGCUGGACUACCAGCGGAUGUAUGGGACACGCUGCCAUGGCUGUGGGGAGUUCGUGGAAGGAGAAGUCGUGACCGCUCUGGGCAAGACCUACCAUCCCAAUUGCUUUGCUUGUACUAUCUGCAAGCGCCCGUUUCCACCCGGAGACCGAGUCACAUUCAAUGGGAGAGACUGCCUUUGUCAACUCUGUGCACAGCCGAUGUCAUCCAGUCCGAAAGAAACCACCUUCUCUAGCAAUUGUGCUGGCUGCGGAAGAGAUAUCAAGAAUGGGCAGGCACUGCUGGCGCUGGAUAAGCAGUGGCACUUGGGGUGCUUUAAAUGCAAGUGCUGCGGGAAGGUCCUCACCGGGGAGUACAUCAGCAAGGACGGUGCCCCGUACUGUGAAAAGGACUACCAGGGACUCUUUGGGGUGAAAUGUGAGGCGUGUCACCAGUUUAUCACAGGGAAAGUCCUGGAGGCAGGUGACAAACAUUACCACCCCAGCUGUGCACGAUGCAGCAGAUGCAACCAGAUGUUCACAGAAGGAGAGGAAAUGUAUCUUCAAGGUUCCACCGUUUGGCAUCCCGACUGUAAGCAAUCUACGAAGACCGAGGAAAAGCUGCGGCCUACCAGGACAUCCUCGGAAAGUAUUUAUUCUAGACCAGGCUCCAGUAUUCCUGGCUCACCAGGUCAUACUAUCUAUGCAAAAGUAGACAAUGAGAUCCUGGAUUACAAGGACUUAGCGGCCAUUCCCAAGGUCAAGGCAAUUUAUGACAUUGAACGUCCAGAUCUUAUUACCUAUGAGCCUUUCUACACUUCGGGCUAUGAUGACAAACAGGAGCGACAGAGCCUCGGAGAGUCUCCAAGGACUUUGUCUCCUACUCCAUCGGCAGAAGGGUACCAGGACGUUCGGGAUCGGAUGAUCCAUCGGUCCACUAGCCAGGGCUCCAUCAGCUCCCCUGUGUACAGCCGCCACAGUUACACUCCAACCACGUCACGCUCUCCCCAGCAUUUCCACAGACCUGAGCUUUUGUCUCCUGGUGUGCAGAGGUUGUCCUACCUGCGCACCAGCAGCCUCAGCCCCACCCACAGCGACUCCCGCCCCAACCCCCCUUUCCGACACCACUUCAUUCCCCAUAUCAAAGGCAAUGAGCCGUCCAGCGGCCGGAACUCCCCUCUCCCUUACCGGCCAGACAGCCGCCCUCUAACUCCAACUUACGCUCAGGCCCCUAAACAUUUCCAUGUUCCAGAUCAAGGGAUCAACAUUUACCGAAAACCACCCAUCUACAAACAGCAUGAUGCAGCUGCCUUGGCAGCCCAGAGCAAGUCCUCAGAAGAUAUCAUCAAGUUUUCCAAGUUCCCAGCAGCCCAGGCACCAGACCCCAGCGAGACACCAAAGAUUGAGACGGACCACUGGCCUGGUCCCCCCUCAUUUGCCGCCGUAGGACCUGACAUGAGACGCAGAUCUAGUGGCAGAGAGGAAGAUGAUGAGGAACUUCUGAGACGCCGGCAGCUUCAAGAAGAGCAAUUAAUGAAGCUUAACUCAGGCCUGGGACAGUUGAUAUUGAAAGAAGAGAUGGAGAAAGAGAGCCGAGAAAGGUCAUCUCUGUUAGCCAGUCGCUAUGAUUCACCCAUCAACUCAGCUUCACAUAUUCCAUCAUCUAAAACUGCAUCUCUCCCUGGCUAUGGAAGAAAUGGGCUCCAUCGGCCUGUUUCUACCGACUUCGCUCAGUAUAACAGCUACGGGGAUGUCAGCGGGGGAGUUCGAGAUUACCAGACGCUUCCAGAUGGCCACAUGCCUGCAAUGAGAAUGGACCGAGGAGUGUCUAUGCCCAACAUGUUGGAGCCAAAGAUAUUUCCAUAUGAAAUGCUCAUGGUGACCAACAGAGGGCGAAACAAAAUCCUAAGAGAGGUGGACAGAACCAGGCUGGAGCGCCACUUAGCCCCUGAAGUGUUUCGGGAAAUCUUUGGAAUGUCCAUACAGGAGUUUGACAAGUUACCUCUUUGGAGACGCAACGACAUGAAGAAAAAAGCAAAACUCUUCUAAGUUCCAACUCUAAAGGACUGACCUAACCGUGGCAGUACCCCAGAGGAUGUCAUAUUGAGGCCCAAACUCAAUUGGAGAAUUUGCAAACUAUCAUCGCUCAGCAAUACCAAAAAGAGAAAGUCUGGUUAAAACACCCAUGAGUCCAACAUCAGAACAGCCAAGAGUAAUACUUGCCAAGAAGCAUGGGGUAGAAACUUCUGUGUUCCGAAACACAGAGUAGUGCCCACAUGUGACCUUUUCACAUGACCUUAUGUACACAACAGGAGCUGCAUUGUUUUCUUUUGUUUUCCUCUACCUGUUCUCCAACAGUAGUGCUGACUGUACGGAUAAGAGCCAGCAAGUGCCCUUAGGAUGCCACAUGGGAAAAAUCGGUUGUCACAAUUUCAAAGUAUAAAUAUAUUUAUUGUGUAGCGCUGUGGCUAAGAAGGAAGAGUGAGGGGUCUGUCCAUGUGGCAGCAGUGAUUUCAUAGCCACCUUUCUUGACUGGCGUCAUGUUGCUUCACCUGCGCUCUGGCAGGUGAACAGGGCAGGUCAGGGAACAGGGCAGCUCUGUUUGAAUGGGGUGAAUAACAGCAAAAUUAAUUCUUAACAAGCUCCUUGUUCUCUACCGUUUGCCGGGACCUGGUUGGCAAAUGACUUAGCUAUUAGUAUAUUAAAAAACUGUUCAAAAGCAAAAGAGAAGGAACAGGAAUGAAAGGGAACCUUCUCUUAACUCUUUCUGCUUCCCAUAGCAAGCCUGGUUUCUGGUUUCCGCCGAGGACAGGAGCUGUCUUGAGCUCCACUUUUGCAAGGAAAGGAAAAACAAAUUGCCUACAGAUUGGCGCAGUGGCAUGCCAUUAGGUGAUUUUGCCCAGAGGCCAUAUCACUCUUGGCAAAAAAAAAAAAAAAAGUCCCAUGUCCUACUGACUCCAGCCCUUCCACCAUUGUCCUCUGCUGUCUCUCUGGCAUCCUAUGAAUCAGAUCAAGCCCAUGCUGUUGGUUUUUAAGGUUUCUUUCAGUAAUAGGCUAAGGAAAGACAUGUUUUUCUCUUUUAAAUCUCUGCAGCUCCAAAGUAGACUUGCUUAAACAGAUUUAAUUUGGCCUUUUCAGCUUUUUUCUUCCCUAGCUCUGUUGACUUCAUGCGUGUGUGUGUGCAUGUUGGUUUCACUCACUCAGAGUAAUUUUGUGAGUCUGCAUGUGCUUUUUAAUUUCUACUUGAAUGUUUGUCCCACGGUGUUGCAGCUUCUAAAGACAUUUUCACCAAGUGUAUGUGACUCAAGAUCAAGAGUGAGGCUAAACUGCGCCCCCAGCAUCACUUCCUUCAUGGAAAGGUGUUGGUGCUGAUGUAGCUCAUAACAGGAUCGAGGAAGGAUGAGGCGGGAUAUGGAGGUCAGAGCAUCUCGCGAGAGCACCUCAGAC